Messenger RNA from Protopolystoma xenopodis, 825 nucleotides. NCBI's taxonomy places the organism in Eukaryota, Metazoa, Platyhelminthes, Monogenea, Polystomatidea, Polystomatidae. The record is from the annotation of a GenBank genome assembly.
AUGCUGUUACUUAUUUUCAGACCAAAACUUGGCACACUUUUGCCCCCUGAUCUCCUUGAACUGCUCACCGACACUUUUGGUCGCCAACUUCGAUCCACUCGGCUAUCCACAGCAGUCCAGCAAGCUGAACCUAGCGCGCCUGGUGAAAACUCCGCAUGGCUAUGUGAAACUGGCAAGCGCUUUCUGAACCAGUACGCUGAUUAUCUGCAAUCUGAAGUAGGCUUUGUCCGCAUAGAUCUGGGCCCGAUUGAGAGCCCCCCAGCACCGACCUCUUCAGCGUCUGCCCCCAAUCAUACGGCAUUUCAUCCGAAUCUGACCACUACUGGAGUUCCUGCUAGUCUGUCAGUCUUGCAAGGAGGAAUAACUGCACCCGCAGGAUAUGUGGGCAGUGGCGGUGUGGGCCUGGGAAAUUUGUCUCCCUCCCGAGUUAGUCGAUUAGGUGAACAUAAUUUAACUAGGGAUCCUGAAAAUCGGGCUCUUGGAAAAAUGAUUGUACGUACCGAUAGACGACCCAGUAUCGAGACUAACCGUUUUGCAGGAUCUGCUUUGUCUGCAGCUAGUCCUACCCAUGUUUCGUCCGAGACAGCCUCUUGUGCACGUAAGGCUACUGUUGCCAAUGAAGAAAGUUUAACAUCACACCCUCGGAUGUCUCAUUUACUGACCAAUUGGUCAAGGCAAAAUGGCCCCUGCAGUGCCUCAGCGACAAAAUCUAACUCAACCUAUGCCUUAUUCCAGCGUUCCAUUCACCUGGCCGGAAUACAUAUAAUUGAGGCAAGGCCUUCUCUUUUCUUUCUUUUAUGGCUUUAUUGCAAGCUUUCGUCUUAA